GACCCCAACGUGAAACCGCCCUACUCGUACGUUGCACUCAUUGCCAUGGCGAUCAAAGAAUCGACCGAGAAGCGGCUCACACUGAGCGGAAUUUAUCAAUUUAUCAUAGGGCGGUUCCCGUAUUACGAGAAAAACAAGAAAGGCUGGCAGAACUCAAUUAGACACAACCUCAGCCUCAACGAGUGCUUCGUCAAAGUGGCCCGCGAAGGGGGCGGGGAGAGGAAGGGCAACUUCUGGACCCUGGAUCCGGCGUUCGAGGACAUGUUCGAGAAAGGGAAUUAUCGGAGGCGGCGACGGAUGAAGAGGCCGUACAGGCCGACCCUGUCGCUCCACAAGCCCCUGUUCUCCGAUCACACCCACGCCCUGAAUCAGUUCGCGUUCAACAACUAUUUCAACGCCCCGUCCUACUCGCAGUACUCGGGGUACUCGCCCUGGGCGCUGGCGCACAACGCGGGGCCCACCAACAUGGGGGUAUCUCAGCUCCCGAGCUACCGCUCCUGCCAGCGGAUGUCUGCGCACACCGCCCUCAACGGACUGCACCAGUACUCCGGCAUGGGCGUCGGCAUGGGGAUGGGGGUCGGCCUGGGGACCCCGGGCGCCCAAGUGCCCCCGAGCAUGCCCUCGCCGUCGAAUUACCCCUCGCCGUAUCCUCAGUUCCCCGAGUACAGCGCCGUAGGUGGCGGAUCCACGUUCGGCUUCCAGUGUCGACAGCAAGGAGAUGCUUUUAACUCGACUCAUUACAAUUCCUACUGGGCCGACAGGUGA
This is a messenger RNA of Lymnaea stagnalis (great pond snail), 765 nucleotides long. The record is from the annotation of a GenBank genome assembly. Lineage: Eukaryota; Metazoa; Mollusca; Gastropoda; Lymnaeidae.